AUGACUAACGACGAUCAGGACGUUUUAAGCGAGUUAUCCGACUUGAUUGAAGGCUUGACUACAUCAGGAAGCCGAAGUCUAGACGAAAAGCUUUUCAAAAGGGUGAAAUCGAUUUGCAAAUGUUCGGAUGAGAACGUUCGACACUUGUAUCGAAUGAUUAUGACACAGUUGGAAAAGAGACACUCUGAAAUACGGUUAUCAGCUUUACAGAUCAUCAAUGAAAUAUUUUUAAGAUCUCAUGCGUUUCGUGAGUUACUUGUAGAUGAUUUCCAAAAAUUUUUAAGCCUCACUAUAGGGGUGAAUUCCAAGAAACCUUUGCCAGAGCCGAAUGCAGUUGCAAGCAUAUUAAGGAGCCAGGCUCUUAAGGCCAUUGAGAAAUGGAAUCAAAAAUAUGGCCCGCACUACGUGAAGCUUGCACUGGGGUAUAAAUAUUUAAAAUGUGUUAAGAAGUUCAAUUUUGACGAUUCGCAAUCACAUACGGAGGUGGAACGGCUAAGGGCUCAAGAUGUCGAAAAUAGAAGAGCAAAUCAUGCCGAACAAAAGUUGAAUGCUGUGUUGACACAAAUGGGUGAUUUGAUUGCUGAUAUUCAAAGUAUUAUCAUGGAAAUGGGGAACUGUUUUCGACUUGUCUUGCCGAGUCCAGAGGAAUUUUAUAUAUAUGCCACAAAUUCAAGGGAUCCUACUUUGCAACUGUUGGAUAGUGACACACCUAGCACAAGUUCGGGCAUUACACACAAGCCUGUAAACAACGAUAAACAAAGUUCUUUAAGAUAUAACAAACAAGGUUCAUUAAGUCAUAACGAACAACAUUUGUUAAGCCAUAAUGAACUGAAUGACCACGGUCUUAUAUCACAAUCGUAUCAACUGGCUAUCCCACUUAGCACGUCAGUUGAAAUUAUCGAAACGGCUGACAAUACUGAUGUGCUUAAUACAUUACGAGAGCUACACAAACAGAUUGUUGACAAGUAUUUACCAUCAACACAGAAAUGGCUUGAAGUGUUAACGAAACACAGUGGCCAUCACGAAAACCUGGUUCAGGCAAUUGACUUGAAAAAUUCAUUGACUGAACUUAAGUACAAAUUUGAUAAACUAACAAUAAUUUCAAAGAAUGCUCAAAGGAAUGUUGAUGAAUGUGCUAAAAAUGUAGAUGAUGAAACAGCAGAUGGUUUUAUUGAUGUUCCUGAGAAGGAAGGACUAGAACAUGUCCCAGAGAGUCGUCAACAUGAGUAUGGCAUAGAACCUGUGAAAAAUAUGUCUUUGAGUACCAGUACAACAAUUGGUGAAGGUCUGAAACUACUUACCCAAUAA
Molecule: messenger RNA, 1308 nt
Organism: Paramuricea clavata
Lineage: Eukaryota; Metazoa; Cnidaria; Anthozoa; Malacalcyonacea; Plexauridae
Source: the annotation of a GenBank genome assembly